Molecule: messenger RNA, 1281 nt
Organism: Candida tropicalis MYA-3404
Lineage: Eukaryota; Fungi; Ascomycota; Pichiomycetes; Serinales; Debaryomycetaceae
Exons: 1
Coding region: 1-1281 (426 amino acids)
Biological process (GO): proteolysis
Molecular function (GO): aspartic-type endopeptidase activity
Source: RefSeq, a predicted model, not a curated record
AUGAAAUUGCUUUACACAUUCUUAAUCCCAGCUGUUUUAGGUGGUUCCUUACAAUUUGAUUUAAAACGUUCUGCCAAUUUUUUACAGAAAAGAUCUGGUGCUAAUCUUGAAUUAUCUCCAAAAUAUUCCGAAAAUGAAAGUGAAUUUGUUGUUGAAUUAGGAUUUGGAUCUGAAAAACAAAAAUUUGAACUUGUUGUUGAUACAGGAUCAUCUGAUUUAUGGAUUCCAAGUUCUAAUGCCACAUGUAAUGCUAAAUCUUCAGAUGAUGAUGUCGAAAGUUGUUCAUCAUCAGGAUUUGAUUGGGAAAAUUCAAAAACUUUUAAAAAAUCAUCUGAAAUUUUCUCAACUGAAUAUGGUGAUAAUGAUACUGUUGAAGGAUUUUUUGGUAAUGAUACUGUUUGGGUUGGUGAUGUUGAAAUUAAAGAUAUUAUGUUUGCAGUUGCUGAUGAAGCUGAUACUAAUCCCGUUUUAGGUAUUGGUUUACCAAAGUUGGAACUGGGUUAUCAAAAUUCAAGUGAACCUACUUAUCCAAAUUUUCCACAAAAAUUAAAAACAGAUGGAAUCAUUGAUAGAAUCCUUUACUCUAUUAUGCUUGGUAAUAGUUCUUCAGAAAGUUCAUUAUUAUUCGGUGCUAUUGAUCAUGCUAAAUAUAAUGAUGACUUGGUCACUUUUUCUGUUUUAACUUCUAAUGAUGGGGAGUCUGAUCGUAUGGCUAUUAAUUUAGAUUCAAUUGAAGUGAAAGAUGAAAAAGAACUGACCUAUUUUGGUGAGAUGACAAGUGCUGUUUUAGAUACUGGAAGUUCUCUCUCUGUAUUUAGUGCAGACAUAUUAAAACAAAUCGCUGAAAGUUUAGGUGGUAAAGUUGAAGAUGAUACUUAUUACGUCAAUGGAGAUUCAGCUGAAAAGAGUAAAUUACGUUUUAAAUUUAAGGAUUUAGAAUUUGAAACCGAUAUUCAAUUGAAAGAUGGGGGUAGUAGUGAUAAAAGGGAAUUAAAAUACGAUGUCUUACCUGAUAAUUUAGGUAUUGAUGUUAUUAUUGGUCAAGAUGUCUUAACUCAAGCUUAUGCUGUUUUCGAUUUGGAAAGUAAUGAAAUUAGUCUUGCUAAACAAAGUGGAUCUUCUGACACUGAUAUUGAAACUGUUGGUUCAGAUGGUGAUUUUAGUAAAUCAUCUACUGCUAAAACUGACGACAGCAAAAAGAGUGGUGCUGGUCCAUUAAAUAAAGUUUCAAUCUCCAUGUUGAUUUUCAGUUUAUUAUUCACUGUUAGAUUUGGAUUUUAG